Messenger RNA from Plasmodium malariae, 540 nucleotides. Its product is annotated as cell cycle regulator protein, putative. Lineage: Eukaryota; Apicomplexa; Aconoidasida; Haemosporida; Plasmodiidae. Gene Ontology annotation, molecular function: RNA binding. Gene Ontology annotation, biological process: formation of translation preinitiation complex. The transcript has 6 exons. The record is from RefSeq and is a predicted model, not a curated record. The coding region runs from base 1 to 540 and encodes 179 amino acids.
AUGAAGGGCUUUUGUGUUGACAACAUUUCUUCCCAAAAUUUAAUGAAGUCAUCAGUGCAGAGAAGUAUCAAAAUGACAAUACUAAAACAAUAUCCCAAAUUGGAAGAUUUCAUUGAAGGUAUUUUUCCAAAAAAGGGACCCAUAUUUUUGGGGAAAUGCACAAAUCACGUAACUGUACUUAUUGCAAAUAACGAGAUUCUGUUUUUUCAAAUAAGAAACGGUCCUUGGAUACCCAACUUGAAAUUAUUACACAGAUAUCCAUUUAUAAUGCCACAAAUACAAGUCGACAAAGGGGCAAUAAAACAUGUCCUUAGAGGAUCGAAUAUAAUGUGUCCAGGGGUAACAUCUCCCGGUGGAAAAUUAGAUGACGUCGAAGCUAAUACAGUUGUUCAAAUUCGAGCAGAAAACAAGGAGUUCGCGUGUGCAGUUGGGAUAACCACCAUGUCAUCGAAACAAAUUUUGGAAAUAAAUAAAGACACAUGUGUUGAAAACAUCCAUUACUUAAAUGAUGGUUUAUGGAAUUGCAAAAUAGAGAGUUAG